Molecule: messenger RNA, 660 nt
Organism: Zygosaccharomyces rouxii
Lineage: Eukaryota; Fungi; Ascomycota; Saccharomycetes; Saccharomycetales; Saccharomycetaceae
Gene: ERD2
Product: Erd2p
Exons: 1
Coding region: 1-660 (219 amino acids)
Biological process (GO): endoplasmic reticulum to Golgi vesicle-mediated transport; protein retention in ER lumen
Cellular component (GO): endoplasmic reticulum; cis-Golgi network; membrane
Molecular function (GO): ER lumen protein retrieval receptor activity
Source: RefSeq, a predicted model, not a curated record
AUGAAUCCAUUUAGGAUACUUGGUGAUUUUUCUCACCUUGCUAGCAUAUUAAUUUUAACACAUACUGUGCAAAAAACCAAUGUCAUCGAUGGUAUUUCGUUCAAAACUCAGGUUCUUUACGUUCUAGUGUUUUUAUCUCGUUAUUUGGAUCUUUUAACAUUCCAUUGGGUCUCUGCAUAUAACACAUUGUUGAAGAUUGUUUUCCUUGCAUCAUCCUUCUACAUCGUGGUUCUCUUACAACGUUCGAAGGUCACGAAUCCAAUUGCCUAUAAGGAAAUGAUUAUGAAGGACAGUUUCAAAAUACAAUACCUUUUAGGUGGAAGUUUCCUUUUAGCGCUUUUCUUUCACCAUAAAUUCACAUUUUUCGAAGUCCUGUGGAGUUUUUCAGUGUGGUUAGAGAGUGUGGCAAUUUUGCCACAACUGUUCAUGUUGUCAAAGAGUGCUAAGGCUGAAAGUUUGACUGUGCAUUAUAUCUUUGCCCUUGGUCUAUAUAGGGCAUUGUACAUUCCAAAUUGGAUUUGGAGAUAUCAGUUUGAAGGUAAAGUAAUUGAUCACAUUGCAUUAUUUGCAGGGAUUGUUCAAAUUCUAGUCUAUUCUGAUUUCUUCUACAUAUACUACAAGAAGGUUGUAAAACGUGGAGGAAUAGGACUACCGGUGUAA